Messenger RNA from Maniola jurtina (meadow brown), 749 nucleotides. RefSeq lists its product as uncharacterized. The transcript has 4 exons. The record is from RefSeq and is a predicted model, not a curated record. Lineage: Eukaryota; Metazoa; Arthropoda; Insecta; Lepidoptera; Nymphalidae. Bases 98 to 688 code for a protein of 196 amino acids.
UUAUGUUUAUAAAUUGCAAGCAUUAAAUCGAUAAUUGCAAGUUUAUAAUUAUUGGAUUCACUAAAAAUAGUGUUCGAGUGAAAAACAUAUUUUUAACAUGAAUACCAUAGCAUAUUUUAUUAUUGGUCUAGCAACAGUGAACGUGCUAAACGGUUAUGUUCUCCAAGUCCGUGAAGACGACAAACAGUCUAACAUUGACGCGUUAAUACAUAAAGCGGUACCAGUAAAGAAGUCCGAAAAAAUCGCCGAUACUGCUCGAAAACAUUUCAAGAACCACAAGCAGUAUAGAGUCAAGAGACAAGUGAAUGAUAAGGAUUUGGAAAGCAUUGUGCUUGCAAUUAAAACUGAUGAUGCAAAAGACGGGAACGGAGAAAACCUACAUGGGCGCUCGCGUCGUCGGGAAAAUGAAAAUGUGGCCAAUUUGUGGUCUGAUUUAAAACAAUUGGUGAAUAGCUUUGUGAAACCUGAUGCUGCUGGAGCUAAUUUUAGAUCUAAAGUGGAGAAGUAUAAUAUAAAGCCCGAACGUAUCGAGUUAAGGAGCGGUGAACCUUCCAUGAUGUACCAAAUACAGGCCAAUUCGGUUCUUAAAAGCCUAAACGACGCGCUAAAGUCGCAGACAGCGAGGAGAUAUUCCGAAAAAAUAGCUAAGGCCGCCGCUUACGUGUACCGUUUGAUUAAAGAGGAUUGAUUAAUUAAUAAACAUGAUUAAUCAGGCUCAGAUUGAUUAACUAACCAAUAUAUAUGAUUAA